GGGGUGAGAGAGAGAGAGAGUUUGAUAUGGAGUGGUUUGCAAGAUUGCCUGAGGAUUGCAUAUCAGAGAUUCUAUCAUACACUUCGGCUGUGGAUGCUUCGAGAUCAUCGGCUGUCUCAAAAGAGCUCAAAUCGGUGGCACAAAACGAUGUCGUUCGGGAGAGAUUCUUGCCUCUUGAUUAUCAAGAAAUCAUCUCCAAAGCAAGAUAUGAGAUAUUCUAUAGAUAUAUCCGUAUCACAGUCUCUCCUCUCAAAUAUGCCACCAAAAAACACCUCUAUUUCAGCCUCUCUGACUCCCCUAUCCUCAUUGAUCAAGGCAGAAUGGUAUCAUUUCAUUCUCAUUCCAUUUUAUCAUAUUUCAACCGUUCACGAACAAUUUGUUUCAUGGUUGGAGCAAGGGAGCUUAUGAUUUCUUGGAAAGGUUGUUGGGAUUUCACUCCACACCCAAUGUCCAGAUUCUCAGAGGUGGCAAAGCUGUGGAUUCACAUUGAAGGAAAAAUAAAAACUGAAAUCUUGUCCAAAAACACAAUGUAUGCAGCCUAUUUAGUGUUCUUGCUAGAAAGCAAGGAAGGCCUAAGAUCAUCAAACACAGUAUUAAGGUUAACUUUCGAUGACAAAUCAAGGAAAAAUGGUAUAAAAAAAGAGCGUAUUCAAUCGAGAGAAACUGGGAAAUUAGCAAAGAUGAGAGGAGAUGGAUGGUUGGAGAUAGAAAUGGGAAGGUUCUACAACUGCAGCGACGAUGAAGGCGAGGUCGAGGCGUGGCUCACCGAGAUCAAUAGCCCAUAUGACAAGUCCGGACUUAUCGUCCAUGGUAUUGAGUUUCGACCUUUAUAGCACAACAACGUCAAAAUAUCAGCAAUACAUUUAUUUUCCAUGUCGUUUUGGUGAUAAGUGGAGUAAAGUAGCCCAUCAAAAUUACUAUAUAUAGUGGUCCUAAUACUCUCUUUACAUCAAACAUGACUUUUUUCUGACCAAGUUGGGCCGAUCCUCGGUUAAGCUGUAGCAAAUUUGAAUUGCAUAUACAUUGUUGGGUCCGUUAAAAUUUCUGCCCACAGUCGACGAUCCAU
Molecule: messenger RNA, 1066 nt
Organism: Salvia splendens (bonfire salvia)
Lineage: Eukaryota; Viridiplantae; Streptophyta; Magnoliopsida; Lamiales; Lamiaceae
Product: F-box protein PP2-B11
Exons: 4
Coding region: 27-833 (268 amino acids)
Molecular function (GO): protein binding
Source: RefSeq, a predicted model, not a curated record